AAUAAAUAAUAAUAAUCUCUCCCACUUCAAAUAAAAGUCUCAAAAUUCUAUCCGUACUAUUCUCCAUCUUUUACUCUCUCCGGCGAACUUCCGAUAUAAAUUAGUUUGUGAGUGAGGCCCAAGAAGAUGGCUGCGGAGAGUUCAACCGCGGCGGCGUCCGGUAAAUCUGGCGGCGGAGGAGCAUCGGCGGACACGUACAUAGGCAGCGUGAUAAGCUUGACCUCGAAGAGUGAAAUCAGGUACGAAGGAAUACUCUACAACAUCAACACCGAAGAGGCUAGCAUCGGCCUACGCAACGUUAGGUCAUUUGGUACAGAAGGUCGGAAAAAGGAUGGACCGCAGGUCCUUCCUAGCGACAAAAUUUAUGAAUACAUACUAUUCCGAGGAAGUGACAUCAAGUCUCACUAUCCUCGUCCGCCAGCUCAGACCGCAAGCAUGCCUGCAGCAACCCCCAACACUUCUUUGCCUGACCCUAACUCCCAUUCUUCGCAAACGGGACUUCCUGGCUCGACUUUCCCAAACAGUCUGCAUUUAUAUCAACCUGGUGGGAACUUGAACUCAUGGGGACUUUCUCCAUCAAACCCAAACGGCAGUGGCCUGGCCAUGCCUAUGUACUGGCAGGGAUUCUAUGGCUCGCCUAAUGGAUUUCCCCAACUGCCACCUCAGCAGUCCUUGCUUCGGCCGCCACCUGGCCUGUCUAUUCCUCCUUCCGUGCAACAGAUGCAAUUUUCGGGCUUCAAUCCUUCUCUACCAAUGGCAUCAUCUAGUUUGCCGACUUCGACUUUGCCAGAUUGUCAAUCAUCUUUUGUUCCAAACAGCACUUGUUCCUCUAGAUUGACCCCUGAUUCUUCUUUGACUUCCCCAUCCUUGUCUUUGAACGUGCCACUGAUUAAUCCACCUCAAAAAAAAGCUUCUCCAGUGUCUGAAUCUUUUAUCCCGACAUCAACUCCCAGCUCUAGCCUGCCGUUUUCAGCUCAACUUCCGAAUUUGGUUCCUGAUAAUACUGGAUUACAGUCGGUUGCCAGCAAACCUAGCCCGAUACCCGGUCCAGCAGCCGUGGCCCAGCAGCCGUUUUCUCGGACAUCUGCUUCUGUUCUUGCAGAAAAGAAGACACCUUCACUUGUAACUCCUGGUCAGCUUUUGCAAUCUGUACCAGCUGCUGUUUCUUCACAAACAAUGCAGAAAGACGUUGAAGUAGUGCUAGUGUCGUCAAAACCGCCGCCAGAGGCUUUGCUUAAUGGAGGUGGUUAUCACAUGCGUAACAAUUACAGAGGGCGUGGUGGAAGAGGAUUUGGGACAUCACGCCCUGUAGCGAGAUUCACCGAAGAUUUUGACUUCACUGCAAUGAACGAAAAAUUCAAUAAAGACGAAGUGUGGGGUCAUUUGGGGAAACAUAAUAUUAAAUCCAAAGAUAAAGAAGACGACGAAAGUGAUGAAGAAGAUGAUUUGCCGGUUGAGAAUGAUACUGAAUUGCCAAAGAUUGAGGUCAAGUCUGUUUAUAACAAGGACGACUUUUUCGAUUCCCUGUCCUGCAAUUCACUGGAAAAGGACCCGAAUCAUGGAAGGACUAGGUUUUCUGAGCAAAUGAAGUUGGAUACUGAGGUACAAAAAUGCAUGGGCUAUGUUCUCCCAAAUCACCUUAAAAAUCAUAUNGGUCGGUUUCGAGGGUCGUACCAAGGAAGAGGUUAUGGCGGAUAUGGUGGCUAUGUGUCGAGGGGUCGUGGUGGUAGAGUAACUUGUAAUACCAAUUCUGUCCCUCGGGACAAGGGUUUCAACAGACUUGAACGAGAAGCGAAUUUUCCGGUCUCGUCUCUGGGGCUGACUCGGUAG
Striga asiatica is the source of this 1830-nucleotide messenger RNA. NCBI's taxonomy places the organism in Eukaryota, Viridiplantae, Streptophyta, Magnoliopsida, Lamiales, Orobanchaceae. The record is from the annotation of a GenBank genome assembly.